This is a messenger RNA of Styela clava, 2063 nucleotides long. RefSeq lists its product as uncharacterized. Gene Ontology annotation, biological process: regulation of transcription by RNA polymerase II. Gene Ontology annotation, molecular function: RNA polymerase II cis-regulatory region sequence-specific DNA binding; DNA-binding transcription factor activity, RNA polymerase II-specific. Gene Ontology annotation, cellular component: nucleus. Lineage: Eukaryota; Metazoa; Chordata; Ascidiacea; Stolidobranchia; Styelidae. The record is from RefSeq and is a predicted model, not a curated record.
UAAAAAUGCCAGGAGAGCCGUAUCGUGCGGAUGUGUCACAUGCACCGUACGCUAUAUAAAAAUAAAUUUUUACAUUUGAAAUUUUUAGAUCGAAUUUUCUAGAUGAAUUUAGUAAAAAUGCCAGGAGAGCCGUAUCGUGCGGAUGUGUCACAUGCACCGUACGCUAUUCCUGAUGGAACAGAAUCUGGAGAAAGCAAGGAAUUGUUAGGUGGAGAUUGCGGUCAUAGUAACCCAUUACAUUCAAGCCAUGGUGCAGCCUCGGGACCACUUUCCAGUACAACUUCAUCAAGAGGUGAUAUAAUACGACCUAACUCAGUAUCACCAUCAGAAUAUCAAUGCAACAAUAAUCACAGUAACAACGUCGGAUACGUACAAGCUAACGCUCAUAGAGACACCGGCUCCGCUGUCUAUCACACUUACAGCCAAAGAUCGCUUGAUCCAGCUAUCACCGGCUCCCAGAUUUAUCACUGUGUUAAUACAAACCAACGAUUGGAUGUAAAUAAUAAUUUCGAUUCGAAUGAAAAUUUUUCUUAUUCAAGUCUUACAACGAAAGCAAAAAAUCCACCACAACAGUACGUACAACACGUCGCAAAAGAUCCCCACAUGACGCAUAGCUCCGUCAAUGCCGGAGAGCCGGAUCGCCAUGGCCAACAUAUCAAAGCGGAAUAUUUGAAUCCAGAACUAUUUUCUCCGCGAUCACCAACAUCAGAUUCCUCUGGAUAUGAUCGUCAUCAUCUAACAUCUUCCGUUUCAUCCUCCUUGGACAAAUCGCCGACAAAAUCUGCAUCACUGGAUAUGAACGGUGGAACACCAUAUCAAGACGAUGACAAAGAAGACCGGAAGACAGGCGAGGAUCCAACAAAAGGCUGGCUAACAGCGAACGGGAGGAAAAAACGCGUCCCCUAUACAAAGUACCAGCUUUUAGAACUCGAGAAAGAAUUUCAUUACAACCAGUACUUAUCACGAGAACGCAGACAAGAGGUUGCUAAAGCUGUAUCCUUGUCAGAUAGACAAGUAAAGAUUUGGUUCCAAAACCGACGAAUGAAAUGGAAGAAGGAAAAGAAAGAAGAGAAGGUUCGAGAUAAUCUGAGCAUUCCUCCACCACCUCAUCUCUAUAAUCAUAAUACAGGCGGGCUUCAUCAGUCCCAUUUUUCUGCAUUAUCACAUUAUCCAGCGAUCAUAGGCCAUCAUCAUCCUCCCAGUGGAGGAAUAGGCGCCCAUGCUGCGCAUUUCAAUGGAUCUAUGACCAGUCACGGUCCGUCCGCUUCUCAAUUUCAGCAUGCUCCAUAUUCAUCGGGGCAUUCUGCCAUGAGUUCUCAGAUGGCUGCUGUCGACUUUUUCUCGUCGUUUCAACACCACCAUGGAUAUCCGGUUGCUCACGUAGCUCGCGACCCGUCUGCAGCAGCAGCAUUGCAGCUAGGCUGUAUGUACAAUUAACCAUUCUCUUAAAAGAAAAUUCUAUCUAGAAUUUUCAUGUGUUGUAAAACAGGGGUGCUCAGAACGUCGAUCUCAGAAACAGUAACGACGAAACCACGGGGAAGGUUCGUAUAAAUAUAGCAACGGGAAUUAAUAUUCCGUUUCUUGGACCCUUGCGCAAGUUAUUUUUCUGGAAAAAACGUCACGCUUGAAGCCUCAAAAUUGAAAGUAUGCUAUUUUGUUACUCUUCAGAUUUAAAACCCGAGCGACUUAAAGGAAUAUAGUAUAUGAUUGCGCUUUAUUGGCUGUUAAAAAAUAAAAUUGACUUGACUUGACAUUAGGAACCGAAACAUUAAAACCUUUCUAUUACUGUGUGUGUUCUCGUGUAUAAAAUAUGCACUUUUAUUUAUGAUUGUAUUUGAUGGAAAAGCUCGUUUACGUUUGAAAUAACUUAGAGCUUGAGCAGCAAUUAGCUUACUUCGCAUUUUUCUUACUUUAGCAUUCAAUGUGCCUGACAUUAUUAUGUGCCUAAUUUUGACCCUUUGAAUAUAGCUCGCCAAUUUGUGUUAGAUUUAUUUGUUACUAUAUUUUCUUAUAAUUUCAUAUAAAUUUAAGGGUAAUAGACAAAUACAUUCCUGUGUGCUUUA